Molecule: messenger RNA, 6412 nt
Organism: Pogonomyrmex barbatus (red harvester ant)
Lineage: Eukaryota; Metazoa; Arthropoda; Insecta; Hymenoptera; Formicidae
Gene: msn
Product: serine/threonine-protein kinase msn
Biological process (GO): protein phosphorylation
Cellular component (GO): cytosol
Molecular function (GO): protein kinase activity; ATP binding
Source: RefSeq, a predicted model, not a curated record
AGAGAAUUAAGAACGGAAAGUGUUUAAAACGACGGAAUUGCUCGUACUGUGUCCUCAGUGUGAUCGGCGAGCUCCAGCGAGCGAGGAAGAAAGAAAGAAAGAAAGAGAAAGAGAAAAAGAUAACGUGAGGGAGCGCGAGUGGCGUAUCAAGAUGGCGCAUAAUUUGGCACCGAGCGUCAACUGCUCGCUCGACGACAUUGACCUGAACGCUCUGAAGGAGCCCGCUGGAAUCUUCGAGCUGAUAGAAGUGGUCGGCAAUGGGACGUAUGGCCAAGUCUACAAAGGUCGGCACACCAAGACCGGUCAGCUGGCGGCCAUCAAGGUCAUGGACGUCACGGAGGAUGAGGAGGAAGAAAUCAAGUUGGAAAUAAAUGUACUCAAACGGUAUUCGAAUCAUAGGAAUAUAGCUACGUAUUACGGUGCCUUCGUAAAGAAGUCAUCACCCGGCAAAGACGAUCAAUUAUGGCUGGUCAUGGAAUACUGUGGAGCUGGCUCUGUCACGGAUCUCGUCAAGUCGACUAAGGGCCAGAGCUUGAAGGAGGAGUGGAUAGCCUAUAUAUCGCGAGAAAUACUGAGGGGACUUAGUUAUCUUCACAGCAAUAAAGUUAUCCACAGGGAUAUUAAGGGGCAAAAUGUUUUGUUGACUGAUAACGCGGAAGUCAAACUCGUCGAUUUUGGUGUUAGCGCACAAUUGGACAGGACGAUAGGUAGAAGAAAUACAUUUAUUGGCACACCUUACUGGAUGGCUCCAGAAGUUAUUGCAUGCGACGAGAAUCCAGACGCCACUUACGACAAUAGAAGCGACCUUUGGUCACUCGGAAUUACCGCUCUAGAAAUGGCUGAAUCACAACCUCCGCUCUGCGAUCUGCAUCCCAUGAGAGCCUUGUUUUUGAUUCCUCGUAAUCCACCGCCACGACUUAAAUCGAAAAAAUGGGCCAAAAAGUUUCACGGAUUUAUCGAAACGGUACUGGUAAAGGAUUAUCAUCAAAGACCAUACACGGAACAGCUUCUUAAACAUCCGUUUAUACGGGACCAACCUACAGAAAGACAAGUCAGAAUACAGCUUAAAGAUCACAUUGAUCGUUGUAAAAAGCGCAAACAAGAGAAAGAAAGAGACGACUAUCGAUAUAGCGGAAGCGAAAAUGAAGAGGAUGAACCAGCACUGGCAGGCGAGCCGUCGUCUAUAGUUCAAGCACCUGGAGGAGAUACAUUGCGUCGUAAUUUCCAACAGAUUCAAGAAGGUAGAACUUUGACGCAGGAUGUGCCUCCACAAGCGCCCGCCGCUAAAGAGAAACCAGGAAAUAGAUCUCAAAGAGAGGUGCCGGAACCUGGACCUCCUGCGAGACCCGCUAUACCGCACAGACUUAUAGUGGUACCCGAUCCGCAACCACCGUCUCGUCCAUUACCUCCGACACCUAGAGACGAUCCUCGACAACCGCACAAAGUAUCCACACCACCUUCUAAUCAUCAAACACCUGCUGGUGGAGGGGGAGGAUCUGGCGGACAACCUGCGCCUCAAAGGAACAGUGUCUUUAAACCUAUGCUGCCGCCGAAGAAGCCAGAGGACAUGGAGAUACUGGCUGCUCAACUCAUCGAGCUUGGUGUGUCACAGGGCCCCGAGGCCCCGCCAAGGCCAAACAGGCAACAUAAGGGUCCUGCAGCUUCGUCUACAUCGAAUUCGGUGCAGCCCGCAGGUGGUAAUGAUCAGAACAACAAACAGAUGCCGCAAUCCUCCAGUAUUCUCGAUCAAGCACUAUCGAUUGAGAGUGACAGUGAUGACGAUCUCGAGGAUGCUGGUGGGAACAAUUUGAGAAAUGACGGUACUUUAUUAGCCAGCGACCCGCCCAAACCGCUUCCCGAAUUUUCUCCUUUCAGACCGUCAUCGGACUCAUCAUCGUCGUCUUCGCAUAAUGCUCAAAACUCCCAUCAUGAGGACAAGCCGAAAGGAGGGGCACCGAAUCGUCCACUCCCACCAACCCCCGAUGAGGAAGAAUCGGGAGAUCGUACGCUAGUCAUGAAACGAAAACUUAGUCAGAUGUCAGACGAUCGUGCAACGGCUAGCGGCAACCGGCGUUCAGAAAUAGAUGAGCAGCUCCUCCUGAAGGAGUGGGAUUUCACCCGCUUCUUUCAGGGUUUUAACGAAAAGUUGGAUAAAAUGAAACAGGAGCAUCAGCAAGAAGCGGCCGGUCAGACGAGCAAGUCCGGAUCCAACGAGGAUCGCUCCUCUUCAUCUAGCGAAAGAACGCUCAAGAGACAGGAGCAGUUAGCCCGAAGGAAACACGAGCAGCAGCAGCAACAGCAGCAGCAGCACCAUCAUCAUCAAAAGCAACAGCAAUUGAAGCCGAUUCACAGGCGGCAAGAGAGCGACUCGAAACUGGGAAAUGCAUCGAGCGCUUUUGCGCGUGCCUUUCGCCGCGAGAAUUCGGACUUCUUUCCGUCCGCGCGACACUCGGCGUACCUGCAGAAGUCAUCGGACUCCUCGAGAUCUAGUAUAUUCGCCAGUGGCAAUCGUCGCGGAAGCGAGAUAAGUGUCGCCGGUAUUGUUGGUAAGAAGGGCGGCGCCCUCAGCUCCGGGGAACCGGUCUUAACGGAUUUCUCAUUGUGCCGCGAUGGGCCUCAGAGGCCCAGGAGAGAAAAGACCGAGAGCGAAAUUGUUUUCGGUAGUAGGCACGAAGCGAGGAGAUACGAUUUCGGACGCGAUAAAGACGAGAACGCAAGAAGACGCAGUUGUAGACCCUCGGAUGCUACGGCGUCUGCCGUAGUCGACGAUGCGGGAACGAUUAAGUCCACGGCCAGUACAACGGCCAGCGAGUACAGCCCCAUUGUCACCCAGAAUCGCGAGGGUGACCGUUCGAGAAGCGGAGGUGGUAGUGAUUUCCAGAGAUCGGAUUCGUCCCCAGGUUCACGGCCCAGCUCGGUUUUACCGGAUCUUCUUACUUCUUCACCAGGUCAACGACAGGACAAGUCAACUAGCGAGGAGUAUCGACAAGCGGUGAAAUCACCUCCUCCGUUUGCGCUUCAACAGAAGCAGCGGUCUUUCUUGACUUUCGGAUUCGGAGCCGGUCCAGCGAGGAGAGAAUCCCACGUGAACGUUAACGUGACUCCCACCAGCCACGAUUUAGCGUCAGAUACGCCUGAAAUACGUAAAUACAAGAAGCGUUUCAAUAGCGAAAUCCUUUGCGCCGCAUUAUGGGGAGUAAAUCUAUUGAUCGGUACCGAGAACGGCUUGAUGUUAUUGGACAGGAGUGGACAGGGUAAAGUUUAUCAAUUGAUCAACAGGAGACGUUUUCAACAAAUGGAAGUACUCGAGGGUCAAAAUAUUUUGGUUACCAUCAGCGGUAAGAAAAACAGAGUACGCGUCUAUUAUCUUUCUUGGUUGAAGAGCAAGAUUCUGCGAACAGAUGGUCACAGUGACCAAGUCGAACGACGUAACGGUUGGAUCAACGUGGGCGAUCUGCAGGGCGCAGUGCAUUUCAAAAUAGUGAAAUACGAGAGGAUAAAGUUUCUUGUGAUUGCGCUGAAAGAUUCCAUAGAGAUUUACGCUUGGGCGCCAAAGCCGUACCACAAAUUUAUGGCCUUCAAAUCUUUCGGCGAGCUCGCGCACAGACCUCUACUGGUUGACCUUACGGUCGAGGAGGGUUCGAGGUUAAAGGUUAUUUACGGUAGCGCUGAUGGAUUUCACGCGGUCGAUUUGGAUUCUGCCACAGUUUACGAUAUUUAUCUACCGAAACACACCCAAGGUCCCAUUUGCCCGCACUGUAUAGUAGCGUUGCCGAACAGUAAUGGCAUGCAAUUGUUACUCUGCUACGAUAACGAAGGCGUAUACGUAAACACUUACGGCAGAGUAUCGAAGACGAUGGUUCUUCAAUGGGGCGAGAUGCCUACGAGCGUCGCAUACAUCGGCACGGGACAGAUUAUGGGUUGGGGCAAUAAGGCGAUCGAAAUUAGGAGUGUGGAGAGCGGUCAUCUCGAUGGUGUUUUCAUGCACAAGAAAGCUCAACGGCUCAAGUUCCUCUGUGAACGUAACGAUAAGGUAUUCUUCUCGUCGGCAAAGGGUGGUAGUUCGUGCCAGAUCUAUUUCAUGACUCUAAAUAAACCAGGCAUGGCCAACUGGUGAUCCCGAAUGAGGCCGAAUCUGGCCCCAAGAUUAUUAUCCUCGCGAUUACCCCCGUUGCCGCACAAUCCGCCGCGUGUAUCGGGAUAUACAGCAUCGGCGCGCACACUCGCCCGCCCUUCACUGCCAGGACCCAGCGCUUUGGAGACCAGGAAGUGCGUGCACCGUAUCCAGCAUUCUUAUCAGCAUCAGCAACAAGUACAGCAUCGUCAGCGUCAUCGUCACUAUUCUCAUCAUUAUCCACAUAAUCUUUCAUACAACUAUAAUUACGACUACGAAGAGGACGAAGAGUAUGACAGCAGGUUCCAAAGAUGCACUCGAUUGCCUUUACGAAGCACACCGGGAACGUUAACGUUCGUGAAUCUGCUCGUCAAGAAAUUCCUCUGUUUUCUUACUUGCUCGCCCUGCGGAUUGCGCGGUGCGGCCUAACGCGCGGCCGAAACGCAGAGCGAAUUUCUCUCCUUUCUUCCCUUCCUUUAAAAAAAAAAAGAGGAAGAGCGCACGUUGAAUUUUUGCACGCUGGUAAAUCGUAUCAAUAUUCUAUGUAUUCCUCUCUCUUUGUUUCAAUACACAAAUUUGUCGCUUUUACGAUCACUACAAUAAGUCUGUACUUGUUUCGCGUUGGCAUGUAUACGUAAAGUAUAUCUUAAUUCUCGAGGAACUUCAAAUAUUAAAAAUCGAACAAAGUGUAUUUUACUGUGUCUGAUGAAUAUAGUUAAUAAUUAAGAGUGUUUUAUACGAAAGAUGAUUUAGAAUAAUGUAAUAGAGCAUGAACUUCAUUUGUGCUGAUCUUUCUAAAAAAAAAAAAAUUGUGAGUAGAUAGUUGUAAGAACAAUGCUGACGAAUUACCAGAGACACGUCGAUCGCAUAGUCGAUCGGUCGUGCCGUGCAACUGUUUUCAGUGUGGGAAAAUUCGUGCAAUAUCGGUCUGUACAAAAGAAAAAGAGACCGUAUGCUAAGAGACUCCUUAUUUAAAUCGAAGCAAGGAUAUAUAUUCCGAUAACCGAAUUGUGAAUGUCGUAUAAUGAGCAGGAGAUCUCGAGGAAUAAAGAAAAAAAAAAAGAAAGAAAGAAAGAAAGAAAAAGGAGCUCGUACAGUGCUCGAAAUCGUGAUUCUUUUCUUGUCGAAGUUUGUUGAUUUCUUAGUGAAAAAGUUCUGGUGUGGUUUUAACGAAAAGCGUAGCGACGUUCUAGCAAAAGCCGGACGAACGCGUUACGACAGGCUGGCGCCAUGAAUAACGGAGACAACAUCGUUACGUACGACGCGAUAUCAUGAUAAACUUAGAAUUAAGUGAGAGUAAUUACUAACGUUAAUUAAUUGUAUAGUUAUAGAAGCUGGGGGUUCUUCCCGCUCGUGCGUAGCGGGUAAGCGCGACGACGAUGACGAUGACGCGAGGUGAAAUAACGCGGGUAGACAUCCGACGGACGAGUCGCAUUUUUACAAAUAAUAGAUUAAUUAUACCGUAGGGAUUUCAUGACGCACGAUGUCGGGACGUGAAUAACCGAGUCUCUUUCUUCUUUCCCUCCUCCCCCCCCUCCCCCCACGAUAAUGUUUUCACGUUUUUGAGUAAUUUCUUUUUUACAUUUGACACAACGUGUAUCCUUCCCUUAUACCGCGUAUCACGAGAGACAUACAUUCGUACGACCCUUUUGUCGUGAUGUCGUUUUAUCGUGAAACGUAAAAAUAUGAAUGAACGCGUAAGUCUUCAGCUUUUGUAAGAAAUUUGUAAGCCUUAGCGAGACGACGCGCGCAUAAGAGAGAGCAUCCUGCCCUUCUGUCUUCCUGCUCGUUCCUCGAUCGCGAAUCGCUGUUCCGCUUCCGAAGCGUUAUUACAGUCUGAUCUCAUAUAAUCUCGAAGACACACUUUUCCGAUUUAAAAGGGAAUCCUUAAUGUAAUCAUUAUAUCGCUGUGUUUUAUUGAUGUUGGAUUACUCUUGGCCGAUUUAAGCCGGCUUACGGCGUUAAUAACGGAGCGGAAAGAGUUUUCAAUUUCCCAAGUAACGCGAGUCCUUCGUUCACGUUGUCCACGAUAUCGGAAUUUCUCGAGCGUGCACGCAGUCAGUAUACGUAAUGUUUGCGCAGGGAUCCUUAUCAAUAUCGCGAAUCGAGUUACAUUAGAAAUCGUAGCGAAAACGACAUUCAAUCGACGUUACCAACGUGAUCUCGGAACAAGUGCGGCAAAAACAUUUUGCACUUUAAGGGUGCCAAGAUUAUCCGGCUAAAUGUCUGUGUUACUUCGGACAAGGCGAUUACGUGAGCGUGACGUGAGCAUGUCGUAGCAGAAAAGAAAAUAGCAAA